GGGAGGAGAAGAACAAGAACCCAAAAUAAAAAAAUAAAAAAAAAAUUCUCUUUAUAGUUUAGGGAUUAGCUUCUCACUCGUCGUCUAUGUUUUAAUUCAAUUGGAAAUUGAAUUUGUUUUUAAUUUAGGGAUCAAAAAGUGUGAGUUUUUUUUGGUUUAGUUUGAGUUGGAGUUUUGAGCUGAUUUUUGAAUAGAGUGGUGGAGUUGGAUCUGGAGGUUGGUGAAUUUAAGUGGGAAAAAUUGAAUUGGAGUUGGGAAUUUUAAAUUUGGGGAGAAAUUGAAUUUUUUUAGUUUUGGAGGGUAAGAUUGUGUAAAGAAGAUUAGAUUAGGGGGAGUUAAUUUAAUUUUGAAAAUUGAAAUUGGAUGGGAGAAGGCGAGGGAAAUGAAUUCCCUCCAAAAAAGGUGUCGCCGGAGAAUUCAGAUUUUCCGAACAAGAAGCUAGCACGGCAGCUCGAUUUCACUAGUAAACCUCAGAAUAACACAGUUAAUAAUAGCAAUGCUAAUGCUGUUCUUCCUGACCACCCUCAACCGCCGCGGCCGGCUGUGACUGUGCCGCUGCUUCAGAAGCCGGUUGCUUCUACUUCACAAAGCCAGCUUCAGCAGCUGCAACCCCAGGUUGGAGCUAAAUCAUCAGAACCGCCGCCGCAGCCAGCCAGCUCUCUUAAUCCAGAUUCCCCAAAAUCGAAGGCGAGAGCGAAUGCUGAUUUGAAAGACGGUACUCCGAAGAGGCAGAAACAGUGUAAUUGUAGACACUCGCGGUGCUUGAAGCUGUAUUGUGAAUGCUUUGCAUCUGGAAUAUAUUGUGAUGGGUGCAAUUGUGUAAAUUGUUAUAACAAUGUUGAAAAUGAAGCUUCUAGGCGAGAAGCUAUUGAAGCCACUUUAGAGCGGAAUCCAAAUGCAUUCAGGCCAAAAAUUGCGAGCAGUCCGCAUGGAACACGAGAUACUCAGGAGGAAAAUGGGGAAGGAUUGAUUUUGGGAAAGCACAACAAGGGAUGUCAUUGCAAGAAAUCUGGGUGUCUUAAGAAGUACUGUGAGUGUUUCCAGGCCAACAUUUUGUGCUCUGACAAUUGCAAAUGCAUGGACUGCAAGAAUUUUGAAGGAAGUGAAGAGAGACAGGCUCUUUUUCAUGGGGAACAUGCCAACAACAUGGCAUACCUUCAACAGGCUGCUAAUGCUGCAAUAACUGGAGCAAUUGGAUCUUCUGGCUAUGCCUCGCCUCCGAUACCCAAGAAGAGGAAAAGUCAGGAGCUUUUAUUUGGGUCAACAUCCAAGGAUGCGCCCUUUAACAGGCUUGGACAUUAUCAACAGGCAAUGCAUAUGAGACCUUCUGCGCCUUCCUCUUCCUUAUCCUCCAAUCCUGUUGCUCGUCCUAGUAGCAUUGCAACAAUGGGCCCUUCAAAAUUCACAUACAGGUCUCUCCUAGCAGACAUUAUCCAACCACAGGAUUUAAAAGAACUUUGCUCCGUUUUGGUGGUUUUGUCAGGAGAAGCUGCCAAGACGCUUGCAGACCAAAGAAAUGAAACAGAAAAGCGGGUAGAGGAUCAGACAGAGACUUCUCUUGCUUCAUCAACUCAAGAAAUAUUGCAGAGCCAGAAAGUAGCCGAGGCUGAAAAAAAUACUGCACAUGAUUGUUCAAGUGCAAACCGGGCUGAUAAAGCCGGCAAUGAAGUUUCCAGCUCAGAUGGCGCUGAUGUGCCAAAAGAAAGGCCAAUGUCUCCUGGAACUUUGGCAUUGAUGUGUGAUGAAGAAGAUACAAUGUUUAUGGCAGCAGCUUCCCCAAAUCGAUUAACAGGGCAUGGCUGUACCACUGCUUCACAGCUUCCCUGUGGACAGGGAAUGACAGAAAUUUAUGCAGAGCAAGAGAGGAUUGUGUUAACUAAAUUUAGAGAUUGCCUAAAUAGGCUCAUCACAUUUGGAGAAAUAAAAGAAACAAAAUGUUCAUCAUUUGCUAAAACUGAAUUGGGGAAUCAAAAAGAUCCAAUCAGCAAUGGCACGGUAAAUGCAAGAGCUGAAGUGCGGAAUCAACAGGGAUCUUAUAUCAAUGGCGUCGCAAAACACAUUAUUCCACCUACGUUAAAGUCAUCUCAGAUGGUUCCUUCUGUGGCUGCUACCUCCAGUAAUAAUCUUCCGAAAACUCCAGCACUAUCACAAAACGGUGAAAACAAACCGAAAACUUGAAAAACCAUAUAAAAGAGAUUCUCGCUCUGACGUCUAAGGUAUGGUUUUCAAAUUUGGUCAUACCAGAUCAAUGUUCAUUACGGGGUUGUCCCCAAUGCAACAUUAAAGCGGCUUUCAGCCCUGUUGUGGGAACUGGUCGAGAUCUGAUUCAUCUCUCACGUAUUUAGUAUAACAUAGCAGUGUUUCGACUUCAGCCAUAAUUCGAGGCCAACUGGUGUAAAUUGCAGAGCCUUAGACUUGCACAGGAUAUCAUUUAUAUUAUCACAUGGCAAUGGCCAUCAUAGAAUGUAACUUAACACUGAUAGAAUCAAAGAGUAAGCUUAUGAUUUUUCAUUGAAUAUGAAAACCGACAGUUUGAUCCAA
Messenger RNA from Mercurialis annua (annual mercury), 2541 nucleotides. RefSeq names its product protein tesmin/TSO1-like CXC 5. Gene Ontology annotation, cellular component: nucleus. The transcript is spliced from 8 exons. Lineage: Eukaryota; Viridiplantae; Streptophyta; Magnoliopsida; Malpighiales; Euphorbiaceae. Gene Ontology annotation, biological process: regulation of DNA-templated transcription. The record is from RefSeq and is a predicted model, not a curated record. The coding region runs from base 364 to 2178 and encodes 604 amino acids.